Manis javanica (Malayan pangolin) is the source of this 10716-nucleotide messenger RNA. It is a transcript of the gene MAP3K2, whose product is annotated as mitogen-activated protein kinase kinase kinase 2. Gene Ontology annotation, biological process: protein phosphorylation. The record is from RefSeq and is a predicted model, not a curated record. NCBI's taxonomy places the organism in Eukaryota, Metazoa, Chordata, Mammalia, Pholidota, Manidae. Gene Ontology annotation, molecular function: protein kinase activity; protein binding; ATP binding.
GCUGUGUAGCUGUCAGAGACGUACUCUGCAGGGGUUUCAGAAGGGAGAUUGCAGCUGGUCCCUGGGAGAAGCAGAAAUGUUCCAGGCAGCAGGCGAAAACGUGCUUGUCUGCGCUGCCACGGUGUGGUCGUCUGUUGACAAGGGUUGAGUUCCCGUUCUCUGUGGAACGUUCAGCCAGCGCUCAAUUCAGUGUUGUCGUGCAUUGUCUCGCAUCAUCUCAGUGGGCAGUAAAGAAUGCUGAUGGGACAACCGUUUCCCUGAUUUUCAUAUUGUUGAGCUGCUUACCAUGAUGGAUGAUCAACAAGCUUUGAAUUCAAUUAUGCAAGAUUUGGCUGUUCUUCAUAAAGCCAGUCGUCCAGCAUUAUCCUUACAGGAAACCAGAAAAACAAAAUCUUCAUCACCAAAAAAGCAGAAUGAUGUCAGAGUCAAAUUUGAACAUAGAGGAGAAAAAAGAAUCCUUCAGUUUCCUAGACCAGUUAAACUGGAAGACCUGAGGUCUAAAGCUAAAAUUGCCUUUGGACAGUCUAUGGAUCUACAUUAUACCAAUAAUGAGUUGGUAAUUCCAUUAACUACCCAAGAUGACUUGGACAAAGCUGUCGAACUGCUGGACCGUAGUAUCCAUAUGAAGAGCCUCAAGAUAUUACUUGUAAUAAAUGGAAGUACACAGGCCACUAAUUUAGAACUGUUGCCAUCACUCGAAGAUUUGGAUAACACAGUAUUUGGAGCAGAGAGGAAAAAACGGCUCUCUAUAAUAGGUCCCACUAGUAGAGAUAGAAGCUCCCCUCCCCCAGGAUACAUUCCAGAUGAAUUACACCAGGUGGCCCGGAAUGGGUCCUUCACCAGCAUCAACAGUGAGGGAGAGUUCAUUCCUGAGAGCAUGGACCAGAUGCUGGACCCAUUAUCUUUAAGCAGCCCUGAAAAUUCUGGCUCAGGAAGUUGUCCAUCACUUGAUAGUCCUUUGGAUGGAGAGAGCUAUCCAAAAUCACGAAUGCCUAGGGCACAGAGCUACCCAGAUAACCAUCAGGAAUUUUCAGUAGACUAUGAUAAUCCUAUCUUUGAGAAAUUUGGAAAAGGAGGAACGUAUCCAAGAAGAUAUCAUGUUUCAUACCACCAUCAAGACUAUAAUGAUGGUCGUAAAACUUUUCCAAGAGCUAGAAGGACUCAGGGGACCAGCUUCCGGUCUCCUGUGAGUUUCAGUCCUACUGAUCACUCCUUAAGCACUAGCAGUGGCAGUAGUGUGUUUACCCCAGAGUAUGACGACAGUCGGGUAAGAAGAAGGGGCAGCGAUAUAGACAACCCGACUUUGACCGUGAUGGACAUCAGCCCGCCCAGCCGCUCACCUCGUGCUCCAACCAACUGGAGAUUGGGCAAACUGCUUGGCCAGGGAGCCUUUGGCAGGGUCUACCUUUGUUACGAUGUUGAUACAGGAAGAGAACUGGCUGUUAAACAAGUUCAGUUUGACCCCGAUAGCCCUGAGACCAGCAAGGAAGUAAAUGCACUUGAGUGUGAAAUUCAGUUGUUGAAAAACUUGCUACAUGAGCGAAUUGUUCAGUAUUAUGGCUGUUUAAGGGAUCCCCAGGAAAAAACACUUUCAAUAUUUAUGGAAUAUAUGCCAGGGGGCUCAAUUAAGGACCAGUUAAAAGCAUAUGGAGCUCUUACUGAGAAUGUGACUAGGAAAUAUACCCGUCAGAUUCUGGAGGGCGUCCAUUAUCUGCAUAGUAAUAUGAUUGUUCAUAGAGAUAUCAAAGGUGCAAAUAUUCUGCGAGAUUCAACAGGCAAUGUCAAGCUAGGAGACUUUGGGGCUAGCAAACGGCUUCAAACCAUCUGUCUGUCGGGGACGGGAAUGAAGUCUGUCACAGGCACGCCGUACUGGAUGAGCCCCGAAGUGAUCAGCGGAGAAGGCUAUGGCCGAAAAGCCGAUGUCUGGAGCGUGGGCUGCACGGUGGUGGAGAUGCUGACCGAAAAGCCUCCAUGGGCGGAGUUUGAGGCCAUGGCCGCCAUCUUUAAAAUCGCCACGCAGCCCACGAACCCAAAGCUGCCGCCCCACGUCUCGGACCACACCCGGGAUUUCCUCAAGCGGAUCUUCACGGAGGCCAAGCUGCGGCCGGCGGCCGACGAGCUGCUGCGGCACGUGUUCGUGCACUACCACUAGCUGUGCCGUCUCCCCGCCCUGGCGCGGGCGCCUCUCCCACGGCGUUUGGCUUUUUUAUACAGAGAGACGGGGGAGAAAAGGACAAGAGGGAAAGUGUUUCUCUUGAUUCUUGGUUAAAUUUGUUUAAUAAUAGUAACCUAAAUUUUUUAUAUUUAAUCUUUUUUUUUCCUUACAAGGACUUGAACCUUUUUUUUUUCUUUUUUUAAAAAGAAUUUUUAUAAUGUACUGAUGUGGUUCAGAGAUAAAGCACUUUAGUACAUAGUCACUCUUUUUAGUACAAACAAAUCAUCUGGAAUACCUAAAGAUUGUAGAGUCUCCCCAUGUCACUGACGGGUGGGUGGUGAGGGGGACAUGGAGAAAAACAGGAAGAAAAUGAUGUGUCAUUUGUAGUUUUUAGUGAUAGUAUUUAAAGUAGAUCCUCAUUUGUGGGAUUGAGCCCUAAACUUGAGUUUAGGGUAGGUACUCAACUUAAAGAAUAUAGGUUCCUUCUUAUAUCUGUAUUCUUUAGAUCCUAACCUCUGUCCACCAAGCUUUUUGCUCAGUAGGAAUCUUUAUAGAAAAUAAUAAUCUCUAAGAGGUAUGUUUAUCUGUUAAUCCUAACCAGUAUGAUUGCGACUACACUAUAAUAGGGCCAUGUUACUGGAAUCCGUAAACCUUGAGGGAUAGCUUUCUGCUGAAAAAAAAAAAAAGGUUACCAUUUUAUUUGAAAGCAGAUACAGGAAGUCAAUGAGCAAAUCCACAUUAAAAGACAAAGGAGAUUGUUCUACUUAAAUGUGUGAGCAGCAGAAGAGACCACACUUGCCAGUCAACAGAAACAAUGAAAGGAAGAACAGAGUGUUUAUUGUAUUUUAAACUGUGUUCUUUACAUGAGAGGGAAAGCCCCAAGGUGAAGGAAAAGGAGAAAUAAUUAACAUCAUGUAUACUAAAUCUUCCUGUUUCUAGCUUGAUUCCUCAUAGAUAACAUUCUUUAGGAACUGAAUGUUUAACCCGGAGUACCCCAGUGUCAAAGCUGUGUCAUGUUCUUGGGGUCACAGGUACUGAAGCAUCUGAAGAAUGGCUGUCAUUUAAACUGGUUCUCAAGGGUGGCAUGGUGGGGAUUUUGCUUGGCAUUUGUCAACGCCUGGUGUCAUUUUUUGUUGUCCCAACUGGGAGGAUGCUAGUACUACCAAGUGGGUAGUGGCCAAGGAUACUGCUGAACAAACUAGAGUACACACAGCACCCCUUUCCCAACAGAGAGCUCUCCUGCCUCAUGUGUCAAAGGUGCCAAAGCUAAGAACCCUGAUGUAAAGACCAGCCCCACUUAUAAGCUGAAAACGGCCCUUUACAAAGCAGGUUCCUUUCAAAAAGUAAAUUACAGAGCGAAAGUGAUACAAUGCAUAGUGAGGGUUUUACAAGAGCAGAGAUCACUCCUUCAAGUCCAGGGUGAGUGACCCAAGGAACAGUAAGUAGCAAUCCCUUCCUUGCCAGCUGCAUAUGGCGCCUAAAUCAGUAACUUCCAUUUUAGAAACAAAGUGAAUUUAAACAGAACCUGUUGAAAAGAAAAGCAUAUCAAAACAAAGUAUUAACUACUUUUUAAGAAGGUUACAAACUGCCAGGUAUGUAUCUGCUGAGCGUCUGGACAUUUGGUGGAAGGACCAGCUGGGAAAGGUCCACUGUCUCUAAUGGACUUGGGCUCCUGAGAAACAUGAAUGAUGUCAGUAAUUCGGCCACUUGCCGUUUUUCUUCAGCCUAUAAAGCAGGUGCUAAGUACUUUAUUUUUAAAGGCCUAGGAAGCAGUAGUCUUCCUGGAAGCCCUAAAUGUGAUGCCUUUGAUGGGACUUAUAAGGGGCUCAGGUAUUUCAUUUUCUGCUAAAUGGUAUGCUGUUUUAGGGACUGUUUUAAAAUACUUUGUUUCUGAAGUGAGAUAGGCCUUGGUUUACUGUGUCAAGGUGCGAUCUGACAUUGAAAUUUCACUAGCUAGUUUGAGAGGAAGUCAGAGCACAAACGUAGUUCUCAAAGCUUCUCCCCUACCCUGAAAAUUAAAAUAAGCUGCUUGCAAGGAAGCGUACAAAUCAGUAGCCCCCUCCCCCAGGAAAAUCAGCUGCCAAAUCUUGUACUAAAAUACAGUCUUCAAGGGUGUGGAUCUAUUACAAUAAUUUCUUCAUCUUUUAUGAGUGAGGACAUCUCUUCUACUUGAGCAAGACCAUGGUGUCUGUACCAGUGGACUUUCCCUUUGUGUGUGUAUGUGGUUGUUAUCCCCUUCUGGCUCAUUCUUGGUCUGUCAGGGUAGUCAGCAGUGCAGAGUAUGAGACGUGUUUGUUCUUCCGAGAGAAAUCUCGAGAGACUGUGAAACCCAAAGCAAAAUUGUUUGCCUUUUCAGUCUGUUUUUCUUUUCUUAAUGCUAUAGAAAAUAAAAUCAUCUGAAAAGAAACUACUACUUUAACACUGCUGCAGAAGACCUUUGUUUUAUAAGAAAAAUAUGGGGAAGUAUUGUUCUUUAUGUAAAGACUUUAAAAUAGACUAAUAGUUUACAGAGUUACUAUAUAAAAUGUGAUAUGAAUUUAUUUCAAAUAAGAUGUAAAGGUACCAAAAGCCACAAUAAAAGUUAAUAUAUAAAAACUACUAGAACAAAAAAGCUUGAAGUGGGGUGAGGUAUGGCAGACCAAAAGUAAACUUAGGAAUGUUUUGAAAGGCAACAUCUUUACUAGGGGCAGUUAGGUGUAUAACACUCCAAUUUUUUCUUUCUGAAUGGUAUGGAUCAACAAAUGAAAUUUGAACUGUUUUAAGGUGACUCUAAAUGUGUUUUGUUUUUUAAGUGCACAACUUGAUUCUUCUAUACUGUAAUGUUUCUUUGCUGAGGCUGGAAAAUGGCCAGACUGCUGACUUUGUGCCUUUAAAAUGCAUUCUGCUUUGAUAGUGGCAGACUUCUGGUGCUGGAGAAGAUUCACUCGCAGUCUUACGUGCUUUUCAGGAAAUACCUUUCUACGUAGGCCUGAGACCCACAAUGGCUUCGCUUGUGCUUGGACUUGGACCAAAUGUAAGAUCUAUUACAUCGCAAUGUGUACUGAAUAAAAGGGUUGAGAAAUAUUGAUGACUAAUGAAAAAUUUGAUGGUUGGCAAUUAUUUUAAAUGUAUUUAAAAGUAUACACACUGAAAUUUUCAGUAUGAGUAUCUUGAAAUUUUUUCAAUUUUCCUUAUUCAGCAAAACAUGUUUCUAACUUGAAAAAUGGUGAAAGACUGUUGUGUUAGAUUUCAAAGGCACAACCUCAAUUUGUAUUUAAGAGAUUGAAAUGUUACUGCACAGGCUGAGCUGUAAAAGACAAAUUAAAAUGUGUAUCAGAGUAAAUUGACCUUUUAUCUUUAUCUUAUUCCCUGUAGAAACUAUAUUAAAAAGGUGGAAUUAUUUCUUUAGAGUAGCUUUCUGCUACUUCUUAACAUAUGUCAGGUCUGGUCUGGUCUGUAGUAUUUCUGAGAUUGAGUUGAUCUGAGAUAUAUGACAUCACUAAGAAAAUAAAACCUGACUAAGGAUGGCCUUAUUCUUAAGAGAUGACCGAACUUGGAUGUAAAAGCCAUGAUGUUCACCAGAUUUUUCUGGCCUGUGGCAAUCCUGUGCCAAUGAUUUCAUUUGGGGCCUGAGGACCAAUAGCUUCAUAUAAAAUCACCUGGUGUCAAUUAAGUAUAGGAUUCUAUCACUUUUUUCCUUAAUAAGAUGAAUCUUUUUUAUUUGCUUAUUCAAUAAUUGGGGCUUCUUGUGUCAGGUACUGAAUUAGCCUAUUCUGUAGGAGGUCGCGGUCUAGGAGGAAACAUGGGCAGGUGUGUACUUACUUUACGGCACACCUUAACUCCAGAAGUUCAGCAAGCGUGUUUUAAAAUGUUCUUAUUUUUUAUGAAGUGAGGGGAAAGCAAUUUUGAGUAAUCUACUGGCUUUUAUAAACUAAAAUGUCAUUAACAACAGGGAAUUAAAGGUAUCCCCAAAUUGGAGGGACUCCCGUGGAUCAGUAGCCUCUCUCAGGACUCCCUCUUAAAAACCCAGCCUCUGCUUAAAUUGUUCCAGUGAUGGGAGGCAUUUAUUCCAUAACAGUUUUUUUUUCUGUUUCUUUUGAAGAAAAAAGUUCAUUCUUUUGGUCAAAAUUGUUAAAAUACACAAAACAUUUGAUGGAAAUUGAAUUCUGUCAAUAUGUUGUUUAUACCAAGAUCAGGAUAUUCUUGAGACUUUAUUGUUGGGACCCAUUAAGACCAAUUAAGUUUGCCUUUAUUACAAAAGUAAUGUUCAUAUCUACUUGAAUUUUGAGAUUGGUUAAAUGUUAAUGAAAAGCAAUUUAGUUCAUUUUUGGUAGUGCCUUUUUCUCUGUAUGCCUUAAUUUUAUUUUGUAUCAAUAAUAAUUCAAGUUAUCCACUGAAUUGAAGGUUUUUCCAAAAUCAGUAGGCUUCAAGAGUUCAUUUGGCCUCAGACUGUACUGGCCCGGCUUCUUAAUGCCUGCUUCCUCCUCCUACCCUUUUCUACUUUUUUUUUUAAUGUUGGAAGGAAAACAUCAGCAUUAUUCUGUGAUAGACAUAUUGCAAUCUCCACUAGACACAAAUUCCCAAGAUAAGGAUAGAAAAGUAUUCUGAUUCUAAAGAGACCUAGUAAACUGUUCUCCAGGUUGAUGACUUAAUUUCAGUCACCUUGAUGGUGGUGAGAUUCUCUGCAUGUCACUGUUCAGUUGUGACUUUGAUACAGAGCUGGAAGGGUGGUUUCUGCCCUUAUAGAGGUGAUUUAAGUGAUUUACUGCUAAGGCAAUAAUGAGACAGAAGUCAGUGCGUAAGAGAUCCAGGGAGUGAAUUCUAAAACUUAACUUCUUUAACUAGCAUUUUGACUAAAACUCUAGCUUUUUUGUGAAGUGUGUGUGUCCGUGUCUGUGCGUCUGUGUUUGGAGUUGGAUAGGCACGGAAAGGAAAGAAAAAGUGUGAAUGUUCAAUUGGUUAGUGUCUGUUCUCGGAGGAGCAACGCAGAUGUGUUUAUGGCCAACUGAUGAGGGAUGGGUGUCAUCACGCUUGGAUAGGAAUGCCAGCUCAUUCCCCACAGGUAGCUAGUACAAAUGAUUGUUUAAUAAAGGUAUUUAUUGUAAAUUGCCAAGCUCUUGGUUCCUAAAAGUAGAUUAAAAUGGAAUUUGUAUCUGUGUAUAUAAAGAGCUUAUAUAUAAUUCUUAAAUAGGAAGUAACUGAUUUUGCAUACUUCAUGAACUCUUUGGAAUAGAAAUUCUGCCGGACAUUAUCAGAACAGGCUUCCUUAGCUUACCAAGUGUUCACAAGGAAAUUGUCUUACACCUCUUUUUGGUUGGCUGGGAAGGCACUGCUCCUUCUUAAGUUGCCUUUAGCUGUGCUUUGGCAUGUGCCACUGUCAGGACAGAUGCCACAUGAGGUGUGGGAAGCAGCAAGGCCAGCCGUCUGUGCUUGCCAUUCAGGCUGUAGGUGGCCAUAGGCUCUCGGGCCUAGAGGACCUUCCCAGUUUAGUUUCAGAAAGUUAAGGGAGGACUCAACAGCUAUAGUAAAGAAGGGAACAGAUGUUAUCUGUUGCCUGUAUACAGUCUCUUACAUAAUCUGUAUUUUUCAUAGUUGUGCAUUUUAAUUGACAGUAAUAUUUUUGUUAAUAAUAGCAAAGGCAUUAAGUUAGUACUGUUAUUCCCUGUGCCGGAUGACUUGUUUGUAUUUGCAAUCUGUAUUAUCAGAAUCACUUAAACCAAAGCUUGUAUAUUCCCUGCACACAUAGCCAAAUUAAUAGCACUGUUACUUCUGCCCACGUGUAGCUGAAUAGGAUAGAAAUGAUAAAGCAGGCACUAGGAGUAUCUCAGUUUACCCUUCCAGUAAAAGACAGGUGUUCAGUGUGUGCAUUUAGACAUGCAGAAUUUACUUCAGCUGUUAUGGAACUACAUAGACACUAUGAACUUGAGCUUGUACACGUGCCAAUCUUAAAUGUCCUUGACCGUAGGUGCAUAUACAUACACAUUGACAUAUGAUGCCUCAGGUUGUGGUGUACUUUCUUCCUAGUGUCUUUACAUUUAUGAACUUGUAUUUGACUUGAGGGGCAUUUCAGGAAAGCUGUGAAGAAAAAUAGGUUAUGGACUGAUGUCUGCUUUGUGCCAUAAACAUUUUGAAACAUUACGGAAGAGUCUGCUCUCCAGUAUGCAUGCAGAAUUUGUCCCCAAAUAACUUCUCAGCCCCUUAAUGCCAGUUUUAAACAGUAAAGUUUGUGACUAUACUGAAAAGCACUUUUGUGUUCACUUCAAAUUUUUUUAGAAUUGAUUUUUAAAAGUGUAAGUAACUAGUGGUGAUUUUGUCAUUAGCAUUACUUGGAAGGGGGAGAGAAACAACAAAAUCACGUCUUAAAACUGUCAGGUAUUUAGGCUCCAAAAUGGAUUUGAUAUAAUUUCCUUUUCCCAAAGACUUUUUUCCACCUGGAAUAAGGAGAAAGGACUAGUGGAAACAUUUGAGCUGGAAAGAAAGUGGGCCCAACCCUUGCAACACACCCUGUUUGGUAAAAAGUGCAUCUAAGAAUAAGAAUACUCUAAGAACAAUUGUUUUUAAUACAAUCUUAAUUAGUAAGUAAAAGGUUUACAUUUUUUCUAUUGCUAUUGGUUUUAAAAUUUGCUACCCUGCUUUCUGAAAUAUUAUAAAAGAAUUAAUACCAAAAAUACUUUUAAUGUCUGACAUCUCUUACAUUUCACAUGGUUCUUUUUUUAUUCAGAUAUCAUUGUAAAUAAGAGUAAACUUGGAUAAAUUUGAGAAUAAACUUUGAAUCGUUGCAAACUAUAAUUAUCAAUUUGUAAAGUUACCCUUUGACUUAAUGUACAUUUUUAAAUGUAACCAUUAAAUUCUUUAUAUUUAAUCUAUUAGUUUCUCUCUGUAAAUGUUUUUAAUCUUAGUUGAUUGCUGGACAGUUUAUAAUUAUGUAUUUCCUAUCAAGGUUGACUUUUUUGCACAUUUUUGGAAAUGUUUAAUUUGUACACUGACUUACUACUCUGACCAAUAAUUGUUAAUGGGUGAUGAACAUCCUGAAUGCGUGCGUUGAACUACUGUCUGUCUGUGUUUUAACUUCUUCCAAGAUGUAGCCAUCAGUACCUGCACUGCUAUUACUGAUUUAAAUGGCUCUUCUUGCUUUCACAAAGUAUACUUACCUAUGGUUCUCUCUUUCUUGAAGAACUCAGGAGUUCAACAUCACUUUCUGAUUGUAUAUGUAUUCUAAAACUCAUGGCUAAGUUGCAAGUGUGCUUGUAAUAUUGCAUAUUGGAAUGUGUGUGUGUGGAGAUGUCUGUCUCUGUUUGUAGGCACAUGUAUAUAUAUCCCAGUAACUUCUUAUUUUCAUUUCAUUUCUACAUUUUUAUGAACUUGUUUUAUAAGGGUACUGUUUAGUUAGAAUAAUUAAAUAUAUGUUAAAGCUUUCUGAGAGAUUAUUUACUAUAUGAAUAUAUUUUCAGCUGGCUGAUGAAAAAUAUUUUUUUAAUUUUGUUUUUAACCAUUCAGAAUGUAUUUGUAUUCCCAGAAUUGGAUGCAGAUUUACUCAGAUAUCAAUUAAAAUGCUCUUACAAGGAAGAUAUUGAAUUCUCUUUUGAAGGUUCUAUGAAAUGCAUAUUAAGAGGAAAAGAUAAGUUUAAGCAGUAGCAAAACAUACUGUCCACUAAAGUGGCUUUGACUUCUCAGAGCUAUAGAAAAAUGUAAGCAAGUAAAUUGUCUUGUAGAGAUGUCAAGAUUUUUCCAGCUGGAGAUAUAAUCCAGUUGCUGUUGGCUUGUCCUUUUGUUUUUGAAUACUUCCUUUAUUCUACCCCCAAGAUUUCAACUUGUAGUUUUUAUCUUACUGGGCAAAGUCAGACCCAUUUACAAAACAGUUCAUUGACAUAUUGUGUUCCUCUGUAAUUGACUAUAAAUUGGUUUAGAAAUAUCCAAACAUACAAUAUUGUGUCUUUAUACUGUACUGUGUAUUUUAAGUAACUGGCAGAACAAGAAUUGGAAAUUGACUUUCCAAUCUGACAGUGUUACUGUACUUAGGGGAAACCUUGUUUUUAAUAUGCGGUACCUUGUAAAAUUACUUGUGUUAGGAGUGAAGUCCACUGUUGAAGUUGAAUGUCACUAGCUUAUGUUACAAGGAGCCGGUGUGAUUAGAAAAACUUACCAGAAGCCAGAUACAGUGUGGUACUUGCCACAUUUCAUGCACAUUUUGACUUUGUGUUGUUCAUUCAAAAUUGUGCUUGUAAAAAUGUAUAAAAUCUCUGAGUUUUAUAAUUUUUAUGUACUUGUUUUUUCUUGCUGGUAAAUAGGUUUUUUUAAAAAAAAUCUUAUGUGAAAAAACCAUGUUUAUAUUUUGUUAGUGAUCAAUGACUUUGUUUAUAUGGAAAUUUGUAUAUUGUUGGCACACAUCUUUGUUUAGAUUUAUUGUGCAUGAAGGCCUGCAAUAAUUAGCACAAUGAAAAUUGCUUUUCUUAUAUGUUAGUUCAUUUUUUGAAAGAUUGUGGGGCAAAGGCUUACUUUAAGUAACCUUCUGGACUAUGGAAUGAAUAUAAAUGAAUGGCACUUCUGAGUGUUAAUAAAGCUGAUAUUUAUUUCCACUGUGA